Molecule: messenger RNA, 1328 nt
Organism: Silurus meridionalis
Lineage: Eukaryota; Metazoa; Chordata; Actinopteri; Siluriformes; Siluridae
Product: cyclin-dependent kinase 2 interacting protein
Exons: 5
Coding region: 119-751 (210 amino acids)
Source: RefSeq, a predicted model, not a curated record
UUCAUUAUUUAAUGUAGUGCAGGGAAAUAAUCAGCAAGGAAGACAGAUAGCGUGUAGUGCAAAGAAGAUGAGGAAUUAAUACUGAUUGUAAUAGUUUAUAGACAGAGUUACGUGUAAAAUGGAUGAAGCCACAAGCCCUGCAAGAAAAGGCAACUUGACUGGAAGUGCCAGAAAACUGAAGGACAAUGCAGCGGACUGGCAUAAUUUAAUCCUGAAAUGGGAGCGUCUCAGUGAUGAAGGAUCCACCAUCGCUACCAAAAUAGUCAACUUUAGACUGAGCAAAGAGUCUGUGAAGGAUCCUGAGGUCAUUAUGGAAGGCAACAGUUUGUCUGGAGCUCCUGCAGAAAAAAGUGCAUAUGAGAGCAACCCAGAACUAGAGGAGGAAUGCAUCAAACUACAGAAUGUUGUAGAGAGGAUGGCCCACAUUCUGUCUAAAAUGGAGAAAAUGGUGUCUGCUGAGAGGGGGAUUUGUAAACUAGAGGCAUUUCAGUAUGGAGAGAAAGGAAGACCCACACCACUGUUUCAGACUUGGUCCACACAGCAGUUCGUUGAAGUGUCUUCUAAGCUUUAUGAAGUUUACAAGCAGGAGCUGGCGCUUAAGAGAACCAUAUUACGGGAAGUGGCCCACACAGCUAAUCCAGAUCUCUGCAUGGUGUAUCUGUCUUGCUGGCUCCAUCAACCCUACAUCCAGGACAACACCAAAAUUCUCUUAGAGAGCCUUCUCAUGGAGACGGGCCACAAAGCUGUCUAAUUUAUUUUAGUUAUAGAUUUUUUUUAUUUUAUGGAACCGGAUGAAAUGAGAUGAAGUGUAUGCUGUAACUUUAAUACAGUGUUCAUUGCAAUAGUAAAAUAAUCAUUUCUACAGUAUCUUGGUUACGGUGUAACAUUCUAAAAUGAAAAUGUGCGUUUGUAAACAGAAUAGUAUUUUUUGCUCUUAGACAUUUGGCUUCGAGAUCAAAAGACGAAUAUGAGAUGACAUGAGAAUUUAGUUGACAACGUUAAAGUAAAAAAAGGACGAUUUCUUUUCCAUUACUAUUCAUUCAUUGCAAUAACUGAGUCAAGCCAGUGACAUCAGAUACUUUCUUCUUUUGCUUCUGCUUUUCCCAGCUUGUUCUGAACAUCUGUUAGUUGGUAUUUGUUUAGAAGAGUUUCACCUGAGAAGAUAAAAUUCUGCUUAAUCUGGUUGAGGUCCGAUGAUUGAAUGCAAAUCUAAAACCUUCCACUUUUAAUAAAUGAAGUGCUUCUUUAUGUUGGUAUGUAAGUACUGGAUCAUUGUCUUGGUACAUGAGGUUUGAAGCCAUGACCCAAAUAAAAUGGUUACAAAGUCA